This is a messenger RNA of Perognathus longimembris pacificus (Pacific pocket mouse), 1806 nucleotides long. RefSeq names its product mirror-image polydactyly 1 (gene Mipol1). The transcript is spliced from 13 exons. The record is from RefSeq and is a predicted model, not a curated record. Bases 335 to 1642 code for a protein of 435 amino acids. NCBI's taxonomy places the organism in Eukaryota, Metazoa, Chordata, Mammalia, Rodentia, Heteromyidae.
CUUGGGGAACGCCGCACUGGGGCCUAACCUCGGCGAGCGUCCAUUGGCUGACGAGGUGGCGACGCCUCAGGCCGGGAAAACGGGGCGAGCGUCCCGAGUUGGUUCUCCUGGCGCCUCCGGGCGCACCUCCUCCUCGCAGCUAAUCCAAAAGUAAAUGAGGAACUUAGAAAAAGAUUGCCAACUCCAGAUCAACAUAUUUAGAGAAAAUUGGAAAAGAAGAAGCUUACUACAGCUCUAUUUGAGGACUUUUUAAAGAACUCAGGGGUCUCACUGUGAGCUACAGUCUUGGAGCAUAAACCAGAUAUUGCCAGAGUAAACAAGAAUAGAAGUACAAAUGGAUGUCUGGUCAAAAGGUACAGAUAGAGCCCACAUUUCUCUUGAAGAGGAGACUACGGAGAGAAAUAAAAAUGGACAGCUAGGUGAGCAACCGACUAUGAAUUCUGAGGAGAACAAGCAUCAAAACUUGGAGGACUUAGGAAGAGAAGUCACAUUUGAUGACACAGAAUUGCCAGGACAGGUAUCAAGGAAUUUUCAAGUUGCCAGUCCUCAUCCAGAUGAUGAGACAUCUGAAAAUCCCAACAUUAUGGAAAAUAAGAAUGAUUUGAAUUAUGAAUAUAGGAUUUCUCACCAGCUUACUUCAGAAGAAACCAUAGCAUUUCUUCUAAAAGAAUUGGAUAUUCUCAGAGCAAGCAAUAAAAAGCUUCAAGAAGCUCUGACCAAAGAAGAUAAAGAACAUAGACAAUUGAAGCUUAUGCUAGAACUCCAGGAGAAAGCAACAGAAGCUAAAAUUGCUGAAAAGACAGCAGCUCUGGUUGAAGAAGUAUAUUUUGCACAGAGAGAACGUGAUGAAGCUAUUAUGUCUAGACUACAACUGGCAAUUAAGGAGAGAGAUGAAGCAAUUGCACGAAGCAGGAACAUGGAAGUUUCUCUAAAAGUGCUAGAAAAUAUUAACCCUGAAGAAAAUGACAUGACAUUACAGGAAUUACUGAACAGAAUAAACAACGCAGACACAGGGAUAGCUAUUCAGAAGAAUGGAGCUAUAAUUGUGGAUAGAAUCUACAAGACCAAGGAAUGUAAAAAGAGAAUAACUGCAGAAGAAAUGAAUGCAGUGAUAGAAGAACGAGAUGCUGCUUUGUCUCAGUGCAAACGGCUAGAGCAGGAGCUUCAUCAUCUGAAAGAGCAGAACCAGACUUCAGCAAACAACAUGAGACAUCUGACUGCUGAAAACAAUCAAGAACGUGCUCUGAAGGCAAAGUUGUCAUCGAUGCAGCAAGCCAAAGAAACUGCAGUUGAGCAAUAUAAAAAACUGGAAGAAGAAAUCCAGACACUACGAGUUUACUACAGUUUACACAAGUCGUUGUCUCAAGAAGAAAACUUGAAGGAUCAGUUUAACCAUACUCUUAGUACCUACGAAGAAGCUUUAAAAAACCAAGAAAACAUUGUUCUCAUCACUCAACAACAGAAUGAAGAACUGGCUACCCAACUGCAGCAAGCUCAAGCAGAGCAAGCAAACAUGGAGUUACAGCUCCAGCAUGCCAUAGAAGCCUCCCAUGUGGCCAGUGAAAAAAUACAGAAGUUAGAAAGGCUGGUGGACGUCCUGAGGAAGAAGGUUGGAACCGGGACUAUGAGGACAGUGAUCUGACUGAAAGAAACGACAGUCUGGGGGAAGCGAUCACAUCUGGUGACCAGGCUGCUUCAUUCAACACUGUGUAAACACGAAAAGCCUUAACUUAGCAAACAGUUGUUAGAAGUGGGACACUCCAACCACAUUCCAAGCUGAGAUAAAAUCAAAUCACAAAUGUUUAA